Molecule: messenger RNA, 213 nt
Organism: Neurospora tetrasperma FGSC 2508
Lineage: Eukaryota; Fungi; Ascomycota; Sordariomycetes; Sordariales; Sordariaceae
Exons: 2
Coding region: 1-213 (70 amino acids)
Source: RefSeq, a predicted model, not a curated record
AUGCGGAACUCCGACGACACCAAUCGCAAGAAGAAGCUGAUCCCCGAACUCGGUUUCUGCGAAGAGACCGAGAAUUUCAUCGCGAGGGAGAAGAUGAGGCUUGUGGCGAACAUGUACCAGCCACAAGUAACGUUCCCUUCCAUUGCUGUGGUGGGUGUCAAGGCCCGCGAGUUGGAGAAGAUGCGCGCCAAGCUGGAGGCCAAUGUUUUCUAG